Molecule: messenger RNA, 1044 nt
Organism: Cynara cardunculus var. scolymus (artichoke)
Lineage: Eukaryota; Viridiplantae; Streptophyta; Magnoliopsida; Asterales; Asteraceae
Product: ethylene-responsive transcription factor 2-like
Exons: 1
Coding region: 6-665 (219 amino acids)
Biological process (GO): ethylene-activated signaling pathway; regulation of DNA-templated transcription
Molecular function (GO): DNA binding; DNA-binding transcription factor activity
Source: RefSeq, a predicted model, not a curated record
UUAAAAUGAUGCAGGCGGAAGCCUCUGCCUUUCCGGCCACUAACAUCGGCGACCUUCCCGCGUUUUGCCGGACUGCUAGCUUUAGCAGCCUCAUGCCAUGUUUAUCGGAAAAUUGGGGCGAUUUACCGUUGAAGGUGGACGAUUCAGAGGAUAUGGUGAUUUACGCCUUUUUACAUGACGCCCUCAGAACAGGCUGGACGCCGUUCAAUUUCUCGGCUAAAGAGAUCAAACCCGAGUCCAUGGAACCUAGCGAUCCUCAAGUGGAAGAAACAGCUGCAAAUUCGGCGCCCAAAGGAAAGCACUACAGGGGGGUGAGGCAGCGCCCGUGGGGGAAGUUUGCGGCGGAGAUAAGAGACCCAGCUAAAAAUGGAGCCAGAGUGUGGCUCGGGACGUAUGAGACGGCUGAGGAAGCGGCUAUUGCAUACGACAGAGCUGCAUACAGGAUGCGUGGCUCCAAGGCUUUGUUAAACUUCCCACACAGAAUCGGGUUGAAUGAGCCAGAGCCAGUGAGAGUGACAUCAAAGAGGAGGUCUCCUGAGCCGUCAACUUCGUUAUCAUCAAACUCAGAAAGCGGCUCGCCUAAGAGGAGAAAUACUAAAGGAUCGGCGGGUGAGGUAGUCGAGCCAGAAGUACAAAGCCGAUCAUCAACGAGUAUAAACAAAUAGAAGAAGUGGCAAUUGGCGUACAAUCAUUGGACGACUAGUUGUCAGCUUGCAAGAGGAUCCGACCCAGAUCUUGAAUUUGCCCCAAGGUGAAGGUGGAGCAUUUAGCAAUAGCAAAUGCAAGUUGCCAAAAAGGGGUGAGGCCAUAAAUGGAAAUUUGCUACAGGAAUUGGCAAUUUACUAUUUAUUGAUUAAAUAUAUUACGAAAACAAAAUGCCAAAUAUCAUGGAUUAUGACGUCAUAGAGGUGAGAUUUGUAGAAUGUUUGACGUGUGUGCGGAUGUUUGAUUAGAUAUGAGUGUAAACAGUUGGAGGAAGCAAGGUAAACGUUGUUUCUUUUUCCAUUGAUUUGAUAAAUAUAUAAAAAAUUAACGUUUUAGUCU